This is a messenger RNA of Protobothrops mucrosquamatus (brown spotted pit viper), 721 nucleotides long. RefSeq names its product metalloproteinase inhibitor 4-like. The record is from RefSeq and is a predicted model, not a curated record. Gene Ontology annotation, biological process: negative regulation of endopeptidase activity; negative regulation of membrane protein ectodomain proteolysis. NCBI's taxonomy places the organism in Eukaryota, Metazoa, Chordata, Lepidosauria, Squamata, Viperidae. The transcript has 5 exons. Gene Ontology annotation, cellular component: extracellular matrix. Bases 86 to 721 code for a protein of 211 amino acids. Gene Ontology annotation, molecular function: metalloendopeptidase inhibitor activity; protease binding.
AUUAGCAAAUUUAGGGGAGGGAAACUGAACAGCGAAAGAACAUUUUCUUCAAGCUGGCCAGUCCUCCAGUUGUGUUUCAAGCAGCAUGAAUCCUCUAUUCAACACCUUGCUAUUUUCACCACUGUUCCUUCUAACCCUCAAUAUUCGGGAUCCGACUGAAGCUUGCAGCUGUAUGCCAGCUCAUCCACAGGAACAAAUCUGUAAUUCUAAUAUUGUGAUUCUUGCAAACAUACAGAGUAAAACAGUGGUUGAAGAUUCGUAUUCUUUGAAAAUCAUCAAGUAUGAAGUCAAACAAAUAAAGAUGUUUAAAGGUUUUGAAAAGGUGAAAGAUGUUCAGUAUGUUUUUACACCAUUGACAGAGGCAAGCUGUGGGGUAAAAUUAAAAGUCAGAAAGAAGAAAAAGAAUCAGUAUCUCCUUUCAGGUAAAAUGGGGAAUGAUGGAAGAAUUUUUAUUUCUUUAUGCGGUUUUAUUAAACCAUGGAAUAAACUUACCGUCGCUCAAAAGACAAAUCUACAUAAGAAUUAUGAAAUGGGCUGUGACUGUAAAAUUAUUGGCUGCCCUGUAGAACCUUGUCCCAUCACAAUAUCCAGUGUAUGCCUAUGGACGGAUUGGCUGAAAGAGCAGACGUUCUAUGGACAUCAAGCAAAAAAUUGUGCCUGUUUCAAGGACAGUGAUGGAGCUUGCAGUUGGCAUCAUGAUCCUUCCAUCAGUGAACCAUAA